ACGACACAUCCUUUCUCGUCAAAAGGGAAGAUGCAAUUGACCUAUUCUCUCUUAUCUUGUGAUGGAGUACGUCAAAGGUGAAAGGUGCGGUGUCGAAAAUUGCCGUUCCAAUCGAUACUAUGUUGAAGACGGCCUCUGGUUCUGCAGAAACGGCCAUCGGAAGGAGGGCCGGAUUCAAGUAGAAGAGGAUGAAGAUGCAUUUGGAACUCAAGGAAAGAAGACCAGAAAGAAACGAGAAGCUCGUGAAUUAGAAUCCAAAGUUUAUCGUGGGCCGCGUGCCUUCCAUCUCUAUCUACAAGCGUAUCAGUUUAUUUUAAGGAAGCAGGUUCAUUGUUUAGUACACCAAAAGGGCCUUCCUGCGGAACUUGAGUUCGUUGUACGCGAUCUGUGGGCUCUGCGUCUCCAGUCAUUCAAGUCCAAGGCUGAGGAUAUCUCUGACACUGAUGGUCAAUCCUUGGUAUUCAGCUCACAAGCUGAGGAUACGGACGCUUCUGAAGUGGAUUCUCGGAAAUCGAGAGGACGGAGAUCAGGCUAUCAUGCCCCGACAAUGAUUGAGACCCUGGCUUUGUGCUAUAUUGGUACACUGAUGCUAAGAUUACCUGUCAGUGUCGGUGACUUCAUAAGAUGGGCCAAACGGGAAGAGAUCGUGUAUUUCAGAGCUGUCAGAUGGGUUCCGAUGGCUGUCAAGUCUCGACUGCGCGGUCAAUGGCUAGAAGCACUCGAUUCUGUUGCAACCUUACGAGCGGAGCAUUUGCAGCAGGCGGUUCUACGGCUGAUUUCUCUCUUCACGACAACUUUUGACAUAGCGAUGCCACCACUUAACCAUUCAUUACUUUUGUUUAGUUAUAUAAAGGGGCUUGCGCUUCCUUUGGAUCUGUAUCCCGCAGUUCUACGCCUCGCCGAGACUGCUGGUGUGAGCUUUACAUUUCGGCCCUCUUCGGGACUUCUGACAGUCCUUCCGGAGGUGCAAUUGAUUUCGCUUCUUAUCAUGGCGGUCAAGCUUUGCCAGCCUUUGGAUUCUAUUCCUCGGUAUCCUCAGUCACAAGUUGAGCCAGCUACGCUCCUGGUGGAUUGGGCGACCUGGGCUGCCGCUUCUCGGGAUCCAAAUGUCUCUGAAAGUGCGGUGCAUGGCACUACUAAAGAAAGGCAAUCCGAAAUAAAAGAAGAAGACGUGUUUAAAAUGACGGAAUAUGACAUCGAUGAUUACCUAGGGUGGUUUGAACAAACAUGGGUUGAGAAGGGUGAGCACAAACUCCCGCAGCAACUAUUGGAAAUGUUUCCUACAGACCCAAGUGCAAAACUCGCGGAUAAACCCUCAUCGACGCAAAGUUUCAACAGUCCCCUUUCCUCGAGGGAGGACGGAAUAAAAAGAAUUCAAGAAACUCUAGCUUGCCAGCAGAUUGUUCCAGGAGUAUCCCAAAACAACGUCAAUCGUCCAGGAAGUUAUUAUAAACAUUUUAGACGCGGAGAAGACAUGUCCUCUACAGCAAAACGCCUAUUUCAGGCUGCCUCAGAUCUUAUAGGGGUUUCAAUAGAAACGCUGGUGAAGAGUGUUUUUGCACUAGAGUGCAAGUUUCAAAAUUGGAAUCACGAGGAGAAGAGGAAGGAGGUGGCGAGCCUCUUCAGACCGGCCUCUCCGGACGACAUGAAUCAACAGCUUUGAUAUACCGGGUGC
This is a messenger RNA of Xylona heveae TC161, 1675 nucleotides long. RefSeq lists its product as hypothetical. Gene Ontology annotation, cellular component: RNA polymerase I core factor complex; RNA polymerase transcription factor SL1 complex. Gene Ontology annotation, molecular function: RNA polymerase I core promoter sequence-specific DNA binding. The transcript is spliced from 8 exons. Bases 62 to 1663 code for a protein of 533 amino acids. Gene Ontology annotation, biological process: RNA polymerase I preinitiation complex assembly; nucleolar large rRNA transcription by RNA polymerase I. Lineage: Eukaryota; Fungi; Ascomycota; Xylonomycetes; Xylonales; Xylonaceae. The record is from RefSeq and is a predicted model, not a curated record.